Messenger RNA from Suillus subaureus, 1092 nucleotides. RefSeq lists its product as uncharacterized. The transcript has 10 exons. Lineage: Eukaryota; Fungi; Basidiomycota; Agaricomycetes; Boletales; Suillaceae. The record is from RefSeq and is a predicted model, not a curated record. The coding region runs from base 1 to 1092 and encodes 363 amino acids.
AUGCAAAGGAAAGGCAAAAAAGAAUGUCACAGAAUCACCGGUAGGAAUGCAUUCAAAUUGGAUAUGCAUCCUGUCAAAGCCAAACAGAAUAAGAAUGACCAAGCUGCCAAAAUCCAGCAUUUAGACAAGGCACUUGAAACAGCUGAGAUUGGUAUUGCAAAGUUGGGUACUCAGUGGUUUGAGCUACUUAUGGAUAUCAUGAAGACAUAUCUCCCCAACAUACAUGCCAUCAACAGUGCUACAGCAGCAUUGUUUCAUGUGGUUGAGCAUGCACAAGGAGUGCAUACUAAGGAGUGCACUGUUCAAGCAGUGAAGAGCAAGAUGGUCAAAAGGCCCAUGACCAAAGCAGCCUGGCAAGUGCAAUGGGGCAAAGCAUCCAAGUUAAUGGACACUAAGGCAACAGCACUGUUCAAUACCAUCAACUUGCACAUAGGCAGAGGAGUGAAGAAUAUGCAGCCAUCAACAAUGCUGGAAAAAGACAUGAAUCAGUAUCUGCCUCAGAGCAAACUGAACCCUGUGACUGCAGGAGCACUGGCUUUCCUGCAAUGGUGGACCUAUUGGGAUGGGAUCAAAGUGCCAAAGCCAUUAGUCAAUGUGGAGCUGAUGAUGGACAAAGAUAUGUGCAUACAUUUAACUCUAGCCCAUCUAGAGGCAGCACUGGAUGGGAUGGGGAUAGACACCUAUCAAUUCAAUCCCUGCAUCCAUGCAACUGACCUCAGUCUCCCUAGAAUUAAAGACAUAGAUGAAGCUGAUGGACAGAGUGGCCAAGACAUGGAUGGAGAUGAGGAAGAGGGUCAACAGGAUGAUGAUGAUGAUGAAGAGCAGACUGAGGACAAUGACCCUCCCCUGCAUCCUGCAAUUAUACACCAGGCAAGGGUAAAGGCAAGCCACCCAAUCAUCCUGAGUUGCCAAAGCAAACAGUUGAUGUUUUGGAAAACAAAGGCAAAGGCAAGUGUCACACCUACUAAACAAUGGUUGGAUGCAUCAAAUGAGGACAUCAACAUACAGGGUGCAGAGGAUACCAUUAAUGAACCUGUCUGCCCCAAACCUCACCCCAAACCUAUAGCAUGCAAGACAUGCAAUCCUGGUUAG